Molecule: messenger RNA, 4266 nt
Organism: Pipistrellus kuhlii (Kuhl's pipistrelle)
Lineage: Eukaryota; Metazoa; Chordata; Mammalia; Chiroptera; Vespertilionidae
Gene: PELO
Product: pelota mRNA surveillance and ribosome rescue factor
Exons: 2
Coding region: 393-1547 (384 amino acids)
Biological process (GO): ribosome disassembly; nuclear-transcribed mRNA catabolic process, non-stop decay; nonfunctional rRNA decay
Cellular component (GO): cytoplasm
Source: RefSeq, a predicted model, not a curated record
CGCGCCGCCAGCUGAGGCCCCGCCCCCCGGCGGACGUCAGACGUGCGCGGGGGCGGGGCUGCGGGCGGCGCGGCUGCGCAUGCGCCCUCAUUGCAUCAGCCCCGGGCGGCGCCGCGGCGGGGACGCGCACGGGCCGUGUUCCUGGGGGGCCUCUCGCGCCGGGGGUGGCGGCGCCCCGGACCGAGGAUGGCGGGGCCGGAGUGAGUGUGCCCGCCGGCUGCGCCUGUGGAACCCGGCCUCCCUGCCCGCCGGCCGCGCCUGGGGAGCCCGGCCUCCCUGCCCGCCGGCCGCGCCUGGGGAGCCCGGCCUCCCUGCCCGCCGGCCGCGCCUGGGGAGCCCUAGGCGGGCCCGCCCCCCCCCAGACCCCGCGCCCCGGCCCCCAGGCCCGCGCCAUGAAGCUGCUGCGGAAGGACAUCGAGAAGGACAACGCGGGCCAGGUGACGCUGGUGCCCGAGGAGCCGGAGGACAUGUGGCACACCUACAACCUGGUGCAGGUGGGCGACAGCCUGCGCGCCUCCACCAUCCGCAAGGUGCAGACCGAGUCGGCCACGGGCAGCGUGGGCAGCAGCCGCGUGCGCACCACGCUCACGCUGUGCGUGGAGGCCGUGGACUUCGACUCGCAGGCCUGCCAGCUGCGCGUGAAGGGCACCAACCUGCAGGAGAACGAGUACGUCAAGAUGGGCGCCUACCACACCAUCGAGCUGGAGCCCAACCGCCAGUUCACGCUGGCCAAGAAGCAGUGGGACAGCGUGGUGCUGGAGCGCAUCGAGCAGGCCUGCGACCCGGCCUGGAGCGCCGACGUGGCGGCCGUGGUCAUGCAGGAGGGGCUGGCGCACGUGUGCCUGGUCACGCCCAGCAUGACGCUCACGCGCGCCAAGGUGGAGGUCACCAUCCCGCGCAAGCGCCGCGGCCACUGCGGCCAGCACGACCGCGCGCUGGAGCGCUUCUACGACCAGGUGGUGCAGGCCAUCCAGCGCCACGUCCACUUCGACGUGGUCAAGUGCGUCCUGGUGGCCAGCCCGGGCUUCGUGCGCGAGCAGUUCUGCGACUACAUGUUCCAGCAGGCGGUGAAGACGGACAACAAGGUGCUGCUGGAGAACCGGGCCAAGUUCCUGCAGGUGCACGCCUCCUCCGGACACAAGUACUCCCUGAAGGAGGCGCUGUGCGACCCCGCGGUGGCCAGCCGCCUGGCGGACACCAGAGCCGCCGGGGAGGUGAAGGCCCUGGACGACUUCUACAAGAUGCUGCAGCACGAGCCCGACCGCGCCUGCUACGGCCUCAGGCACGUGGAGAAGGCCAACGAGGCGCUGGCCAUCGACACGCUGCUCAUCAGCGACGAGCUCUUCCGGCACCAGGACGUGGCCGCCCGCAGCCGCUACGUGCGGCUGGUGGACAGCGUGCGGGAGAGCGCGGGCACCGUGCGCAUCUUCUCCAGCCUGCACGUGUCCGGCGAGCAGCUCAGCCAGCUCACCGGCCUGGCCGCCGUCCUCCGCUUCCCCGUCCCCGAGCUCUCGGACCAGGAGGACUCCAGCUCCGAGGAGGAUUGACGGCGGGGCCGGCACUCGGAGAGCCCUGUGCCCCUGCCCGGCACCUGCCCGGCACCUGCCCGGCAGCCGGAGCAGAAGCCGCCGGAGCAGUCUGUGCGGUGCCCGCGGGCCGGCCACGCACCCGUCACGCGGGUGGUCUGUGGCUGGCGGGACGGGUAUUUAAAGCGGAACAAUAAAUUAAAGGAAUAAUCUCCACGCACUUCCGCUUUCAUUGAUUAGGAUGAUUUGACCUCGGAAUCAUGAGUUGGCUGUACUGGGAAACGCUGUGUGUAUUUAUAAGAAUCCUGUGUGUCCUUGGGGUGGAUCGUGAAGCCCAUGCUUCCUGCCUGGAAAUCGUUUUCCUCAGGAAACGCUCCUCAUGCUUCCUUAUCCUCAUUCACACUCUUUAUUUGGCUUCUGCCUGGUGGUCCCGCUCCAUGUGUGUUGGAUCGCUUCCUCCCCACUUGCCCGACCGUCCUUUAAAAAAAAAAAAAAAAGGCUAUUUCCAAUGAUAGCCAAAUAGUAGCCCUUUUUGAAGGCAAAUUUAACAUGUUUUUUUCCUUAAAGAAAACCCCAGAGUUGUUUCAACAUGAUUGGCUUAACAAGUCUCUUAGUUAGGGUUCACUGUAGUCGCUUCAGAGGGCCUCUGAACCAGUUUUUUAUACGGCGCGAAGCAUGGUCUGCGAGGGCCUCUCAGUCAUCUGUCCAGGCGCCCUCUUUUCCACAUGAGACCGUCGGUCUGAUUGGCUGGCGAGGGCUAAUGAGUGGCGAUAGGAAGGAGUCCCCCAGUCUGGACCCAUUUGCUUGCACUGCCACACUGUCUUUUUUGGCCUGUCAUAGUGAUACUUAACGCUGUGUCUGUGUGUUUUCACAUUAUUACUGGACUUCCUCUACAUCCUGUUACUUUUUUUUUUUUUAAUGUGCAAUUCUAAUCACUAAGAAGGGAGCCUUGUUGUACUUGCAGCUUGACCCUUUAUAAUCCUCAGUUUAGCAAUAAUGAGGAAAAGCCUUAUGAGGAAAGAGUGAUAAUUCAUUUGUAACCCAGGAUCAACUUGCCUACCUCAAGUAGGGACUGACACUAAGUAAACUUUUUCAUCCUCCUUCUUGAGCCUGGGUCUUCCUGCUGGUGUGAGGACCGGGUUUGGGAAUUAUUUCCUAAAACUUCCCAGCUAAUCUGAGCUUUUUAUUUGUAAUUAGGAAUAGAUAUCUCCAUAGACCUUAAAUUCACAUUUUUACACACCUACGUCCUUUAAAAUAAAUCAGAUUGUCAUUUCAUUACAACUCCUUGAAUAUUUAACUUUCAAAUACGUUUUUAAGUCCUGUGAUAGAGGUAUAUAAAUGAAGACACCCAGAUUAUGAAUUUAAAAACUCGACUGACAAUGAGUCAUACUCUCAGGUUUUGGAGAUUUGGGGCACCUGUUACUCUCAUAAUCUAUGCAGAAUGCUCAUUCUGGGCUCUUCUCCCCAGAAAUAGAAGUUAGGGAAAAGAAAGCCUGCUGGUAAUCUAACCCAGUGGUCGGCAAACUAAUUAGUCAACAGAGCCAAAUAUCAACAGGAGAUUAGAAUUUCUUUGGAGAGCCAAAUUUUUUAAACUUCUAAUGCCACUUCUUCAAAAUAGACUCACCCAGGCCAUGGUAUUUUGUGGAAGAGCCAUACUCAAGGUGCCAAAGAGCCACAUGUGGCUCAUGAGCCGCAGUUUGUCGACCACGGAUCUAACCGGUCCAUCUUGGGCCACAGCUUCUCAAAUUUAGCUGCUUGGGAGUCAGAAACUCAGUACCCAGACUGGACCUUUUACCACUAGAAAUGCUAUGUUUUGGGUUUUGUUUUUUUUUUUAAGCUUUCCAGGUGAUCCCAAUAGACCUCAGGGCUAAGAACCACUGACUCAGGCCUUAUAUUCAAGUGUGGUCCAUGGGCCAGCUGCAUCUGCUGAGGAAGUUCCAGAAAUUAGAAUCCAGGUCUCUACCUACACCUACCUCUACUGAGUUGCAGUCCAGUUUAAGGCUAUCUCCAGUUGAUUACUAUAUGUAACUAUAAAACUUCUUUAAAAGAAAGCAUGUUUUUAUGUCUAUAAAGUACUUAAAAUAUCCAUAAGGAUUCCUAUUUUUAAAACUCCAUUUUAUACCGUUACCAAAGGAUAUGAAUUUUCCUAGAUGCAUAGGUAGAAAUGUCAGAAUAGUGAUAGGAGCAUAGAAAAUAAAAAGCUUAAUUUUUAAAUCAUAUUCUGAAGAGCAGAAUGGACCAUAAUUCUUUGGAAACUGCUCUGUAGUCUAAUUCCAUCUGCUGCUCAUGAAUGGGGAAAGACCAUGUGGAGCAGAUGGAAGCCCUGCCGUGACAUACCUCUCCACACAGCGUGUGCUCUGUCCAUUUCCACUGGCCACCGGCUCCUGUGAAGGAGGAUUGGGAACCCCACUGGGCACAGCAGCGAGGCGCUGGCAAGUUUGUUUCAUCUCACUGGGUCUGACACGUGUCAGAUGGCAUUUUGCUGUUUCUGCCCGGCUAUUAAGUGUUAGACGUUUUUCUCAUCUCAUGCCUGGGUUCCAGACUCUGGGUGUCACUCCCAUUACUCCGUUAGAGACAGGUCGGACCUUCCUCCUCUCCGGGGCCGUUUCCUUUUCUAAGCCUCUGCUCAGUUCUGUCCACCCCAGUUUCUCUGUACCAGACGUUGAGUCAUCGUUUCCACAGUUCAGGUAUUCUGGAACUGAAACCCUCUUGGUUGCUAACAAUAAAAGUCCACAGAUGA